Sipha flava (yellow sugarcane aphid) is the source of this 1284-nucleotide messenger RNA. RefSeq lists its product as uncharacterized. Lineage: Eukaryota; Metazoa; Arthropoda; Insecta; Hemiptera; Aphididae. Bases 156 to 1205 code for a protein of 349 amino acids. The record is from RefSeq and is a predicted model, not a curated record. The transcript has a single exon.
UCAUGAUGUUUUGUUUUUUUUUUUUUAAACAUUUUGAGAAUUGCGAAAAUAAGUCAUUUGAAUUAUCAACGUUUUUUUGUUAUAGAUAUAAUUUUUGUUUAACGUUAAAUAUUAGUUUAGUUUCCGUUUUACUUUUAGUUGCUUAAUGAACUAAAAUGCAUAUUAAACAUGUAUGUAUCGAAUUCGAAAUAUACGUAUUGUCAUGUCAAGUUUAUAUAACGUUUUCUGACAAUGUACCUAUUGACUAUGACAUCGAAAUCCAUCUAAAAUCAAUUACAAUUACAUUAGCAGAAAAGAAUACGUACAUUUUAAAUGUUAAAGAAUAUACUUUUGAAGAAAAUGAUGUUAGAGACAUUAAAGUUUAUGGCAAUAAACUGUUGUUUCGAGCUCAAUUAAAUAGUUGCCCCGAAACUGAAUCAUCUUGCUUCUCAUUCACGCCUGAAUACAUGCCCAAAGUAAAAAAUUCUGAAGAAGUCAACAUUAUUUGUUGCUCAUGUCAACAAGUAUUUAAUAGUAAACCAUUUAGUAUUCGUAGAGUCUUACCUGUAGAAUUAUUUGAAGUUGAUCAUAUGUUUUGCCACGGAGGAACAGAUAACUUAGUGUUCCGACCUCAAGACGAGGACUGCUACUAUGACAAAGUAUCAAUUUAUAUUAGAGACAAACAUCAGAUUUUAUCCAAUUCCAUUAAGUGUGAAAAUUGUAAUUUGUGUCUAGGCAUUUGUGAUGAUUAUGGAUUAAGAUUUUGGUUGGAUUCAAUCAAUAUUAUGUUCGAAAAUUGUGAUGUACAAACAUAUGCUUCAUCAUUUGAUUGUUUUGUUAUUUUAGUAGAUGAUAUUAUUAAAAAAAUGCUUGGACCAAUUUCACAUGUUAUAAUGAAAUAUAAAGAUUCUAAGAAUUUAAAUCAUCAUAUAUUAAUGAAAAUUAUAAAAAAAAAUGAAUUUGCCAUUGCUUUUAAUCCUAACUGUAAAAAUGUCCUUUCACUUGAUCGAAGAAAUUGCUCAAGUAUUAUUUGGCAUACAUCUUCUGAAUUUGUUGACCAAUGGAGGAAUAAUUAUUUUAUCACAGAAAUACAAAUAUCAGAAAGAAUGUAUCAAAGUGCUGUUCAGAAUUUAUCUGAAAUUAACAAACAAUUUUUAAUUGGAAAUUGUUUCACAGGAAAUGAAAAAUCAAGGAAAUCUUAUUUGUUUAACGACAUUGUUCAAUAAUUUUAUAUUAUGCAAAUGAUAUUAUAAAACUAUAACUAUAACUACUAUUCAUUUAUUAAAAUCUAACAACUAUAUAGGU